Molecule: messenger RNA, 2254 nt
Organism: Macroventuria anomochaeta
Lineage: Eukaryota; Fungi; Ascomycota; Dothideomycetes; Pleosporales; Didymellaceae
Exons: 2
Coding region: 266-2158 (630 amino acids)
Molecular function (GO): FAD binding
Source: RefSeq, a predicted model, not a curated record
CUGCUCGGCGCGUCCAUCUAGGUCGAGCUUCGCGAUCUCCUACAACCGAUUUUAUUGCCGGCCAGAUUCCAGUCCCGUGUUUCUUGCCAUGAUGCUGUCUGACACUAGCGGCGUCCUUACCGGGCGUUUCUUAAAGCUGUCGACGCCGCUGCUCCCAAGCUGAUCAGCACUGUAUACUUCUACACCAGUUGAUACCCGCAAGCGCUUCUCUGCUGGUUGCCUCGUACCCUGCCUGCCCCCAUAUACACAUAUAAUUCCAAGUACAAUGGCGGUCGAAAACUACGACAUCGUCAUCGUCGGUGCUGGACCGGUCGGUCUCUGUCUCUCCACAUGUCUGUCAAGAUGGGGAUACAAGAUCAAGCACAUCGACAACCGACCUGAACCCACAGCGACUGGACGUGCAGAUGGUAUCCAACCCCGAUCGCUCGACCUUCUGCGCAACAUGGGUCUGAAGCGCAAGAUCAUGGCACACGAGCCUGCGAAGGUCUACGAAGUCGCUUUCUGGGAUCCAAGCUCGAAGGGUGGCAUCGUCCAGACCGGCACAUGGGCUAGCUGCCCGAAGUUCAUUGACGCAAGAUACCCGUUCACAACGCUCCUGCACCAGGGUCUCAUUGAGAGAGUGUUCAUUGAGGACAUUGAGAAGAACGGAAACACAGUUCAGAGGCCGUGGACGAUUACUGGUUUCAAAAACGACGGAAAGGAUGCCACAUACCCUGUCGAAGUCAAUCUUGCUCAUGUUGAUGGCACACAUUCUGAGACCGUACGAGCGAAGUACCUCUUCAGUGGAGAGGGCGCAAGGAGUUUUGUAAGGGAUCAGCUUGGUGUCAAGAUCAGGUACAAGGAUCCCAUUGCGCAUGUUUGGGGUGUCAUGGAUGGUGUUGUUAGGACGAACUUCCCUGACAUCAAGAUGAAAUGCACAAUCCAUUCUGACGCUGGAUCCAUCAUGAUCAUUCCUCGCGAGGACAACAUGGUCCGUCUCUACAUCCAGGUCGCCAGCUCCACAGACAAGGACUGGAACCCCCGCAAACAGGCGACUGCAGAGGAGGUGCAAGAGAAGGCGAAGGCAAUUCUGAAGCCCUACGAGAUUACAUGGGACCGCGUUGAGUGGUUUUCUGUCUACCCCAUCGGCCAGGGUAUCGCUGAGAAGUACACACUGGACGAGCGCGUCUUCAUGGGUGGAGACGCUUGCCAUACACAUUCGCCAAAGGCUGGUCAGGGUAUGAAUACAGCAUUCCUUGACGCUGUGAACCUCGCCUGGAAGAUUCACCACGUUGAGUCUGGAUGGGCGCCUCGCUCCAGCCUUUCCACCUACGAGUCUGAACGCCAGCUCAUCGCCGAAACACUGCUUGACUUCGACGCGCGGUACGCAAAGCUCUUCUCUGCACGCAUUCCCUCUGCUGGCGAAGUUGCCGGCGCAUCCUCCGGUGAGGGUGAGGAGAAUGAAUUCAUCAAGACAUUCAAAGCAAGCUGCGAGUUCACAUCAGGCUACGGCGUCGCAUACAACCCCAACUCCAUCAACUGGGGCCCCGAGCACCCCGCCCAGCAUCCUCUGAUCCUGCAAUACCAGAAGGGCACCGCACUCAGGACGGGACGCAUCCUCAUCCCGGCAACCGUGACACGCGUGGUAGACGCCAACGUCGUGGACCUCGAGCAAGAAAUCCCCCUGAACGGCUCCUACCGUGUCUUCGUCUUCGGCGGCGCCCUCAGCCAAACCGCCACCGCACUCAAAAAUCUUGCAUCCCACAUGUCCGCCCCCUCAUCCUUCUUCUCGAACUUCCUCUACAAAGACGUCGACACCUCAGACCGCUACCAUGAGAAGCACAACCCGCACACUUCCUUCCUCUCGCUCGCCAUUGUCCUCAAUGCGCCUCGCGCAAAGAUUCACAUCGAUGAGCAGCUGCCCAAGAUCCUUGCGCGCUACGCAGACCAUGUCUAUGCUGAUGAUGUGUGGGAUGUAAGAGUGCCGGAUGCGAAGGCCGCGGCGCACGCGAAGAUGGGGCUUGAUGAGAACAAGGGUGGUGUUGUGGUUGUUAGACCUGAUGGGUAUGUUGGUGUUGUUGUCAAGCUCGAAGAGGGUAGCGGGACAGCAGAUGCGUUGAAUAAGUACUUUGGGGCUGUCACAGGGAAGAAGCUUGGUGGUGAGAGGGCGAGCUUGUAAUGAGGUGGUUUGACCGGCUUUUUAUGUUCACGUUUGCAUAGCGUUCUUGUUGAAUUUAUACUUGUACAUACCACGAUCUCGAGAUGAGAGAAAAAC